AGACCUACGUAAUAAGUGAUGUGGGCGCUAUAAAAUGAUAAAUAAUGAUAAUUAUAACAAAAUGCAAUAACGUUGUAAUUCACUACUGAGCACCACAGUGCAACCUCCUCACGUACUUCACGCAUGCGGCAUGCGUAGGCAUGCGCACACGGAAGAACGUGUCCCUCGCAAUGUACUCUGGGCAAUGUAGUCCGCACAGGGUUAGUUCGCUUCCUUCCACCCUGGUAUAGCGUUGUGAGGGACUCUACUUCCCGAUGCGCCUUGCGACACACGUGUAGCCGGUUUUCAUAUGCGUUGCAUCAGCUGUGGCUUUUGGGCUGCUUGCAGGUAGAGAAGUAUUUGUUCGCUGAGUGAACAUGAAGUUGUUCGUGGGCGAGGGGAACCCUCAUGGGGUGAAGGUGUUGGCUGCUGCCGCUCUCUGGGCUGAACAUGUACAUAUCAACAGGCUACAGCAGGAAGAAAAGAUUGUUCCUUUUAUGUCACAACCAAGACUGCCAGCACUGGACUUGGAAAAUGGAAAUUAUCUCUUCUUAUCUAAUGCAGUCUGCAGAUACUUCUACUUGUCAUCUGGUCAUGAUGUGUGCAAUCUAAGUAAUCAGUGGUUGGAAUGGGAAGCAGUCGAGCUUCAGCCAGCACUUUCUGCUGCAUUAUAUGCACAUGUGGUUCAGGGAAGGAAAAAGGAAGAAGUUAUAGCAUCUCUCAGUGCAUCACUUAGUCAUCUGGAUCAAAGCCUUGCAGGAAAGCCCAGUCCGUACCUUGUCAAAGAUGCACUCACUGUUGCUGAUAUUGUUGUGUGGGGCUCUCUCUAUCCUCUUAUUGAGGACGCGUCUAGUCUGCCAGAAGAGAUGAAAUUACUUAAGCAUUGGUUUCAAACUGUAAGUCAGCUAGAACAGUGCCAGAAAGCUGUAUCAUUCCUAAUGAAAGAUGGGGGUUCUUCAGUCUUCAAGCCUUACCUCCAGAAGCAGCCUGUACCCAUUACCCCAUCUGGCAAACCAACCUGCAAUGAGCAUGAGGGAGAGGACAUGGCAUCUCUGUCUGAGGAGGAUAUUCAAGCUGCUGCUAAUGCUUGGGCUAAAGGUCUCACUGGUGCUCAAAAGCCAAAGCAGCGACUCCACCCAAUCCUGCCUGUGGAAGGAGAAAAAAAUGUACUUAUCACUAGUGCGCUGCCCUAUGUGAAUAACGUUCCGCACCUUGGAAAUAUCAUUGGUUCUGUGCUCAGCGCUGAUGUUUUUGCUAGGUACUGCAGGCUGCGCAACUGGAACACUCUAUACAUAUGCGGAACAGAUGAAUAUGGCACAGCCACAGAGACCAAGGCUAUGGAGGAAGGUUUAACACCCCAGCAGAUCUGUGACAAGUACAAUGCUGUGCACACUGCUAUAUAUCAGUGGUUUGACAUCUCUUUUGACUUUUUUGGACGGACGACAACCCAGCACCAAACCACUAUUGCCCAGGACAUCUUCCAUCGACUUCUUAAGAGGGACUUUCUACUGACCGACACUGUGGAACAGCUUCGCUGUGAGACAUGCCAGAGGUUUUUGGCUGAUCGCUUUGUGGAAGGAACAUGUCCUUUCUGCAACUAUGAAGAGGCUAGAGGAGACCAGUGUGACAAAUGUGGGAAGCUCAUAAAUGCUGUAGAAUUAAAGAAACCACAAUGCAAAGUUUGUAAGAAGUCCCCUGUCAAAAAAUCCUCCAAGCAUCUCUUUUUGGACCUUCCAAAGCUAGAGAAGCGUUUGGAGCAAUGGUUGGAAAAGUCCUUCUCAUCUGGAGACUGGACAUCAAAUGCCCGUUUUAUAACUCGCUCAUGGAUACGUGAUGGACUGAAGCCUCGUUGCAUCACACGGGAUCUGAAAUGGGGCACGCCUGUGCCACUGGAUGGUUUCAGAGACAAGGUGUUCUAUGUCUGGUUUGAUGCUCCCAUUGGCUAUAUUUCUAUCACAGCCAACUAUACAGAUCAGUGGGAAAAGUGGUGGAAGAGUACUCAACAGGUCCAGCUUUAUCAUUUCAUGGCAAAGGACAAUGUUCCCUUUCACAGUGUAAUCUUCCCUUCCUGCCUUUUGGGUGCAGAAGAUAACUACACGCUGGUCAACCACAUCAUAGCUACAGAAUAUUUAAAUUAUGAGGAUGGAAAAUUCUCCAAGAGUCGAGGAGUUGGUGUAUUUGGAGAUAUGGCAAAGGACACUGGUAUCCCUGCGGAUAUAUGGAGAUUCUACUUACUUUAUGUCAGACCGGAGGGACAAGACAGUGCUUUCAGCUGGAGUGAUCUCAUGCUCAAAAACAACUCUGAGCUGCUUAACAACCUUGGCAAUUUUGUCAACCGGGCUGGUAUGUUUGUGCAAAAGUUUUUCAAUGGCUGUGUUCCUGAAAUGGAGCUGCUUUCAGAAGAUAAGAGGCUUCUGGCCCAAGUAGCAGCAGAACUGCAGCAGUAUAACCAGCAUCUGGAGAAAGUUCGCAUCCGAGAUGCUCUUCGGUGUAUUCUGAACAUUUCACGUCAUGGAAAUCAGUACAUUCAGGUUAACGAACCAUGGAAAUGCAUCAAAGGAAACCAACAAGAGCAGAAGAGAGCAGGUACAGUGACUGGAGUGGCUGUAAACAUGGCAGCUCUUCUCUCAGUUAUGUUGCAUCCAUACAUGCCAACGGUCAGCGGUCUUAUCCAGGAGCAGCUGCUAAUGCCUCAAGAAUCUAAAGUGUUAACUACUGACUUCUGCUGCCGUCUGCAAAGUGGGCACCAAAUUGGAAAUGUGAGUCCACUGUUCCAGAAGUUGGAGAAUGACCAGAUAGAAUCCUUGCGCAAACGUUUUGGAGGAGGGCAGCUAAACGGUGACAACACUGAGCCACAGGUGAAAACUGAGUCAAAAGCACCUCCAUGCCAGGAGGCUCCCCUGAAGGAAGCACCCAAAGCCUCUGGCCCAGAAAGAGUAAAGGAGCUGAUGCAGGAGGUGGAAAAACAGGGUAACCUUGUGCGGGAGCUAAAAGGCAAGAAAGCAGAAAAGUCCACCAUUGAUACCGAGGUGCAAAAGCUUCUAGCGCUAAAGAAAGAGCUAGCGCUCGCAGAAGGGAAAUCACCGGAUCCUCCCGCGCAGAAGGGCAAGAAAAAGAAAUAGACUGGUUUUUCUACAUCCUGUAUUUUAUUACCUGGGCAGCAAUGGACAGGCCAGCGAUACUCUGUGUGGAGACACACUCUGCCCCACCUGCAGCAGGGAGAAAGUUAAACAAGGGAACACUCUUUUAAAUUAAAUAUUUUGGUCAUUCUUU
Molecule: messenger RNA, 3252 nt
Organism: Xenopus tropicalis (tropical clawed frog)
Lineage: Eukaryota; Metazoa; Chordata; Amphibia; Anura; Pipidae
Gene: mars1
Product: methionyl-tRNA synthetase 1
Exons: 22
Coding region: 357-3101 (914 amino acids)
Biological process (GO): tRNA aminoacylation for protein translation; methionyl-tRNA aminoacylation
Cellular component (GO): cytosol; aminoacyl-tRNA synthetase multienzyme complex; nucleolus
Molecular function (GO): methionine-tRNA ligase activity; nucleotide binding; ATP binding
Source: RefSeq, a predicted model, not a curated record